This is a messenger RNA of Meloidogyne enterolobii, 1824 nucleotides long. NCBI's taxonomy places the organism in Eukaryota, Metazoa, Nematoda, Chromadorea, Rhabditida, Meloidogynidae. The record is from the annotation of a GenBank genome assembly.
UUUCGUUACAACAUACAAUCUGUGAUACUAUAAAAGCACCCUGUUAUUUUCUUAAUCAAAACUCUUCAAAAUCAACCAUCAAUCAUCAACAAAUCUUCAAUCUAUUGGCCUUGCGAGUGCUCUCAACAGGACCUAACAACAACAAAUGCUUCUCUUCAAACACGGACGGAAUCGGGCUGCCGCGUUCGGGAUGCUGCGGGAACGGCUUCUGCUGGUUUGUUGGCUUCUCUCUGCUAUGGCGCUCAUCCAUCAAGUUGCUGGCGAUGAUCCUCCUCAACCUCCUCCUGUUGCUGCUUCUGCUGGUAACACUGUUGGCUUUGGACGUCACACAAAAUCAGGCGAGAAGGUCAAGUUGUCAAGCGACGAUUGGAGUGCAGCAGCUAGCACUGAUGAUCUGAAGGCGUACAAGGAUGCUGGUGCCCUGAACCCAUGUGAUGACAUCGAAUACGAAAAGGAAACCGGGGACAUCAUUGUCAAGUACAGGAAGGAUGGGAGAACCAAAUCUAAGGGAUGCAUGGUGGAUCUGCUUACGAAGCACACAACAUCAGUCGACUUCAUCAUUGGAAUCAAGAACGGCAACGGCUUGGAACAUUGCUUGGAUCCGACGACGACAUAUAAAACCAACUGCCGCUUGCCUUGGCCUAUUCGUACUUGCGACAAAGCAACAGAGUAUCUGUUUGACAGCUACGCAAACACGUUGCCAUUCAUCUACAGUCGUACUGUCGCGGAGUUCCAGUCGAUGCGUAACUUUGAACCGGCUACUGGUGAUGGCUGCCCUGGGUCUUGUUGGGGUAAUGUGGUCUGCAGGAAAUGGACUGGUCUUGCUGCUGGAUUUGCCAAAAAUGGUGGCAAAGUUGCGAGAACAGUUGUUGGAAUUGGUAAUCCCGGUGGUUCAGGCUGUACCUUGGCAGCUGAGAGUGCGGGGAAUGAUGCCAACUACAAGAUGACCGUCGACAAUGGAAAUAUGCAUUGGUUCGCAACAGAAGGCUGCGCUGGGAGUGAUGAAGGGGGGUUUCCAAGAGACGCUCAAUGCGUCAACAAGAAUAGCAUGGCACAAGAACUGGGCGAAAAAAUCACCUGGGAGAUUGAGUCCCCUCAGCCUGAUUCUGACUUCAAACAGCUGUUCACCUUCGCCUUGCUUCCCAAUACAGCAACCAAAGCCCACAGCAGGCAGCACAACCAGCUUUAUGGUGAAGUUGGUGGACCGAAAUGUGACGAGCUCUACGUCAAAUUUCCAGGCAGUUCAUUCAAGCUGUUGGUGCCCAAAAGUGGUGCUCCUACGAUCGUUGAAACUCUUGCACCACCACCAGAGCUUGUGUCGGAAACUCCACCGCCAGUACUUGCGCCGACCGAAGAUGGUGGAGGAGGUAUGGUCGUCGUCAUCAUAAUUGUCAUCGUCUUGAUUGUUGCUGUGGUUGGCGGUGUUCUCGUCUUCUUCUUCGUCAUCAAGAAGAGUGAGCCCGAUGCAGUUGAGGAAGACUAUUUCGGCACAUCGAAGGCUGGUGGAACGACAAAGACCAAAGCUGGAACAACGGUUGGGGCAACUCAGGCAAAGACUGGAGGGCUGACAACGGUUGGGACCAAAGCUGGGACAACUGCUGGGGGAACUGCAAAGACGGCCGCUGCGGCAACCAAGGCUGGGACGACUGUUGGUGGAAAGACUGCUGGUGGGAAGACUGCUGGUGGCGGGACGACGAAGAAGUGAGAAGAGAAGAAUGAUUGGACGUUGUGAUGAUUGAAGAAUAUGUCCAAAUAAAUAAAUAAAUAUUUCUUUCUCCCUCCCCUCUCUAUAGGCAUUUCCCCCUUCUAAUAAUGAGCAUCUCU